Molecule: messenger RNA, 6183 nt
Organism: Pocillopora verrucosa
Lineage: Eukaryota; Metazoa; Cnidaria; Anthozoa; Scleractinia; Pocilloporidae
Product: 3'-5' RNA helicase YTHDC2
Cellular component (GO): intracellular anatomical structure
Molecular function (GO): ATP binding; protein binding; helicase activity
Source: RefSeq, a predicted model, not a curated record
AUAUCAAAGAUGGCCAACACUGGCCCGGCUAAGACAAAAAGGGCUCAGAGAGAAAUUUGCGUGAAAGAAGAGUUUAAGAUCGCAGUGAAAAUUGCCCUCGAUAGAUUUCGAUUUGAAGAGAAACAAAAAGUUCUAGAAUUUCCUUCAUCAUUUACAUCUGUGGAAAGAGCCUACAUACACAGAUUAUGUCAGAACUUAGGAUUAAAAUCAAAAAGCAAAGGGAAUGGAAGUAAUAGAUUUCUAACAGUCUCUAAGAAAACUGUUAGUGCUGGAACCUGUAGCACUGUUUUGAAUCUCACCAGCAAUGCUACACACCAUAUUGAGCAUUUACUGAAGAAAUUUCCUUUAAACAUCAAAGAAAGGCAAGAGCUCCAGCCCAAGACAGAAAGGUCGACAGUUACCUUUGAUACAGGACGUGGUGGAAGAGAAAGCAGAGUUGUUGGCAGACUUAACAACAACACUCCUGCAGUCCCACCAGUUGUGAAAGAGAAUGAUUUCUUUUCAUUCCGCAAGUCUUUACCAAUUUAUGAGCUGAGGGAACAGAUCAUGAAGCUUAUUUCUGAGAACCAGGUUGUUCUUAUAUCUGGUGAAACAGGUUCAGGAAAAACAACUCAGGUUCCGCAAUUUGUACUGGAGGAGGCUUAUGCUAACUCAACUCCUUGCCGAGUGGUUUGCACUCAACCUCGACGCAUAUCAGCUUUAUCAGUGAGUGAAAGAGUUGCUACUGAAAGAGGAGAAAGACUUGGACAGACUGUUGGUUACCAAAUUAGGCUGGAUAAUAGAAUAUCUCCAAAAACAUUGUUAACAUACUGUACAACUGGAGUGCUGUUACGGACUUUGAUGUCUGGAGAUAAUUCACUUUCAUUUAUCACUCAUGUUAUAGUGGAUGAGGUUCACGAGCGAGAUAGAUUUUCAGACUUCCUACUAAUAGCCUUGAGGGACCUUUUAACAGUUAACAGGAGACUGAAGUUAAUUUUAAUGAGUGCUGCUUUAGAUAUCAACUUGUUUAUUGACUACUUUGGAAAGUGUCCAGUUAUUCAUGUACCUGGUAGGUGCUUUGAUGUACAAGCAUAUUUCUUGGAAGAUGUUCUUAAAAUGACAUCAUACUGUAACAAGGAAAUGGUAAAACAUAUGAAACACAACCAAACCAAAAAUGGUGCAGGAGAAAAGGAUGACAACAUUUCCCUUCCUACUGAGCAGGAAGUUUCAAAUGCAGCAAAUGAUGAGGAAGUUGAAAGUUCUCACAAAGAUAAUGAGACUGGAAGUGAGAAUAAUGUCAACACAGAAGAGACAGGUCCUCCUAGUGCUGACGUACAAGCAGAAGGGAUGUUUGAUGUAGAACUACAGGCAUCAGAAGAUGCAGAACUUGAAGAUGAUCCUGUUCGAAAACUAGAUGAAGAUUCUCAAGACAAAGACUAUCUUCCUGAAUUCCAGCUUGAUGAAGAACUGGGUGAUGGAGACAUGGAUGAGGACAUCUUACUGGAAGGACAAGAGGAAGGUGAAAAUGAUGCAAAUGAUGAUGAAGAUGUUGAGGAGGGAGAUGAUGUAGAUAUUGAGGAGAUCGAGGAUAAAGUUGAUGAUAGAGACAUUAAAGAGCUGGAUGAAGCUGUGGAAGGAAUCAAACUUCAGGAAGAUAAUGGUGAUAAUGCUUUGCAAGGCCUGGCAAAUGAUGACAAUGAUAAGCAGGAUGAGGAGAGUGACAGCGAGGAACAAUAUUUACGGCAAGAAAUGGAUAACAGCAUUUCAGAGGCAUGGCUAAACGGUGAUGAGGACUCAUUUGUCCAGAUUCUUUACUUGAUCAUGCAUGAAAACAUUAGUGUUGACCAUCAACACUCAGACACACAGGCCACUGCCCUGAUGGUUGCAUCAGGACGAGGUUGUGCUGGUGUUGUUGAACAGUUGCUGAGUUUAGGAGCCAAUCCUCACAUUAAGGAGCCCAAGAAUGGAUGGACUGCUAUAGAUUGGGCCAAGAAAUGGGAACACAGUGAUGUUGUCCAAAUUCUCGAAUCGUGUUUGUCAUCACCCAAAGUUCCAUAUGUGGAUGAAACAGCUUUAGAAAGGGAAUCUAAUGAAUUAAGUGAAGAAAGCAAAGAACUGCUUGCUAUUUACCACAAGACAUUUGAUGAUGAUCGGGUUGAUCUUGACUUAAUCACCAGUCUACUGACAUAUAUUUGUAACACUCAGCAAGAAGGUUCUAUAUUGGUAUUCCUUCCUGGUUAUGAUGAAAUUAUCACUCUCCGUGACAAUUUAACAGCUGACAAGGAAUUUGGAAAUACUAGAAGGUAUCAGAUUUUUACCCUACAUUCUUCCAUGCAAGCUACAGAGCAAAGAAAGGUUUUCAGAAAACUACACCAAUCAAUCAGAAAAAUUAUCCUUUCAACAAAUAUAGCAGAGACUAGUGUCACUAUUGAUGAUGUUGUGUUUGUGAUUGACAGUGGAAAGGUGAAAGAGAAAGCCUUUGAUGCACUGACGUCAGUGUCUUCACUUCAAUCUGUAUGGGUGUCCAAAGCAAGCGCAAUUCAGAGGAAGGGAAGGGCUGGGAGAUGUUCCCCUGGCGUUUGUUACCACUUAUUCAGCCGAGUUCGACAUGAUAGCUUCUUGGAAUACCAGAUCCCCGAAUUAUUACGAAUUCCUCUGCAGGAAUUAUGUCUUCACACAAAACUUUUAGCAUCACCAAACACGUCAAUAAGUGAUUUCUUGUCCAAAGCUCCCGAGGCUCCUCCGCUUUUGAUUCUUCGAAAUGCUGUUGCCCUUCUUAAGACUAUAGACGCUUUGGACCAAUGGGAAGACCUGACUGACCUUGGUCGUCAUCUUGCCGACUUACCCCUUAGUCCACAGCUGGGGAAGAUGAUCCUAUAUUCAGUUGUACUGAAGUGUGUAGAUCCAGUGGUGACCAUCGCUUGUGCUCUGGCCUACAGGGAUCCUUUUAUCCUUCCAAUGUACGCGGCCGAGAAGCGAGCUGCAGCUGCCGCUAGAAAAAGAUUCAUCUUGGAUCCUUUCAGCGAUCACCUGGUGUUCGUGCAAGUGUUCAGAGGCUGGCAACGUGCACGAUCUGAAGGUUACGACAGGAACUUCUGUCGGAGGAACUACUUGUCUCAAGCUACCUUAGAAAUGAUGGCCGGUAUGAGAGCACAAAUUCUUGGACAAUUGAAAUUUGCCGGUUUCAUUCGCCCCCGCGGAGCAGGAGACAUCAGGGACUUGAAUUCCAACUCAAACAACUGGGCUGUUGUCAAGGCGGCUCUCUGUGCUGGAACAUUUCCACAGGUGGCUCGUGUGGAUAGAAGUGCGAAAAAACUUACAACACAGAAAGAGAGUAAGGUUCGGUUCCACAAUUCCUCCAUAUUGUACCAGUCUCCAACACAAGGAGACUCCAUGUCCGCUGCUCAAACAAAGGCCAUCAACAGACUUCCCUCCGAUUGGCUUAUUUACGAGGAAAUGUCGAGGUUGUACACAACAGUGACAGUUAAAUGCUGUACACUGCUGUCCCCUGUAACAAUAGCACUCUUCACUGGACCAAGCCUGUCUUCCGAGCGUGUUACCCAGGACCCCUCUGCUACUCGUGACAGUGAGAGGUACCUUGGAGAUGGACUAGGACGAGAGAGUGAAAGCAGUGAUAGCGAAACAGAUGAAACAUCAGGAAAGAAAGAAAAGAAUGGUGCUCUGUUUAACGUGGAUGAGUGGAUCGCGCUGUCUGCGAGUCAAGAGGUUGUUAACCACGUGUCAUAUCUGCAUCACAAGUUACAAGCUUUGUUUGUUCGAAGAAUUCGUUCUCCUUCCAGACCGUGGUCACAAGUGGACGAGAUGGUUGUCCGUGCCGUAGCAGCAGUUUUGACAGCUGAAGAACAAGCCAUGAAUCCAACACCGCAUCCUCGUCAAAGACGAACACGACCAGGAUUUGAAAGUGGACCCGACUCGAGAUCUCCAAGGUCUCGCUCGGGUGAGCAGUUCUCUCCAUCCAGAGAUCGUACACGAGAAUUCUCUGGAUCAAGUUCACAAGUGAAAAGUGAAAUACAGUCAUCCUCUCUGAAUGGGAACAAAGUUUCUGGUGAUGGUUGGUCCCCAAGGUCUCCUCAACAGCUUGAGAAAUUGAGUGAAGCUCGGUACUUUAUCAUGAAAUGCAACAAUCAGAGAAAUUUGGAUAUAUCGAUGGCCAAGGGCAUUUGGGCAACAACACUAGCCAAUGAAAAAAAGCUGAACAAAGCCUUCAAGGAAUCUAAGCAUGUUAUGCUGGUCUUCUCAGUGCAAGGAAGUGGACACUUUCAAGGCUAUGCACAGAUGACGUCACCCAUUGGCAAAGACAAGUCUCCGGAGUUUGGUUCAAGUUCACUAAGCGGUGUUUUUAGUGUCGAAUGGAUAAAAAAAGCCAGUAUUCCAUUCCAACAAGCUCACCACCUAGUUAACCCUUGGAAUGAUCACAAGAAGGUUCAGAUUAGUCGCGAUGGACAGGAGCUGGAACCUAAAAUUGGCGAAGAACUCUGCAAACUAUGGGACGCUGACCAAGCUGGUGGGACUGGACGAACUCCACGAUCGACAAACAACACGAGUAGACGUGGCAAGCCCUCUGGACCCGCCCAAGCCGAUCCCCACCCCACCACUGGUCAGUGGCAAGGUGCACAGUACACUGCAAUGCAACAGGUGUACGCUACCCACACCCCCUCCAUGCCAAUACCUGUUCCCAUUCCUUCAGCGCACUCCCGACACACCAUCGCUGCACCGUAUCCUCGUCCCCAAGUGAUGGCAGCCCAGCCUAUGGCUGUCCACCCACAUCCCGCCGUCCCCUUCGGUGCUCAUGCAAUGGCACUGCAGUCUCAGUUCCGUCCGGCGGCGGCUUCAAGGUUCCCCGGGGCAGUUGUUCAGGCACCCCACAUAAGGAAUAUGGGUGCACCACCACGUGCAUCAAGAGGCUCGUAUCAUUCUCCAAGGAAGUAAUCAUUAUCAUCAUCAUCAUGAUCGCUUGUUGCGCCAGUAGGCGCAUAAGGUAGUCACAUUGUCCACCCAAUCCCCCUGUCGCGUGCCGCCGCCUUGGCCACAUUCCAGCUCUUCUACCCGGCCUUGCCUCCCUCUCCUUCAACAGUCCUUCUCCAAGUGGUUUUUGGUCUCCCUCUCGCCCUUCGACCUUCUGGUGUCCACCCCAAUGCCGUAAAACAGUCGUUCACACCCUCUCUCCUGAGUACGUGUCCUAACCAGUUCCAAGUUCUUUUUCGCACCUUGCAGCCCAUUUUAUUGAUCUCUCUACCAUUUCAACUACUCUCUUGUUUGUCAUUAUUUGCUGCCAUCUAAUCUUUUUCCCUACUCCAUCAAGGGAGUGAUAGAGAAGGGAAAACUCCAUCCUGAUGCUCGGAUGGUGAUGAUGUUGUUGUAACAUGAGCUCUUAAGACUUCAUACCUCAAAUAAUCGAGUCACUGAGAGAGAAAAUAAGCCGUUUACCCUCUGGACAAAACUGCUGAAUCUUUACUGGAGAUAUUCCAGACUGAUUUCUCACCCUGAAAACUCAGUCAUUUCCUAUUUUAGAGUAAUAGUACCGAUAUGGAAACUAAGGAAACGCCUAUUCCAAUCUUCGCUUGUUAUCUUUUGCUUAACUUGUGUAAAGAGUUUAGCGAGCAAACUAUUCCCUCCGUGAGGGAGAAAUGAAACAUGCUGUAGGACCUUUUUCAAUUGGGCUUGCUGAAUUUAAUGCUUUUGGGUGAUGUUUCUUCAUUUUGUCUUUUUUGUUAUCCAAGUAAGCUUUUGCUCUUACCGCAUUUCUGGAUUGUUGUACAGGGGAGGCUUGUGAAUGAACAAUUACUUGGAAAUGAUAGGUGUACGCAUCUAGGCCAAACUUUGUACCUCUAAAAGUGAUUUUCGGAACCAUGGUAAAAAGAGAUCAUAAAGUGCUGGGGUAUUCAGUCUCUAGGGUAGCUUUUAGAAGGAUGGAAACGAAAUUGACUUUUUUUUUCCAUUCACAUUUAUUGAGCAACAGUAAUGUAUUGUACAGAAAGCCUGAAAUAGACUUGCAAAUUAUCAGUAGUUAUUUUCUUUCUUAGUAUCAACUUAUGGAAUAAAAUUGAAGUAGAGUACACUUUAUUAAGAAUUAAUUUCUUACUAAAGACAUAGCUAGGGACUGAUAUCCCUGGAAUGCGCAUGACCUACUCCAUUCAUAAAUUUAAAAAAUCAAACGAUAUCGAUGACCAACUCGUGGAUAAA